AUGGCGACCGGUUCAACAACGUUCCACGUUGUCGUUUCAGGCAAUAAUAAUUCUGUAUUAGUCCCUUAUUACCCUACUCAACAAUUCGACCUCGACGAUGCAAUAACGAUGCCGGAAAAUCCUUUGAUCCCUGAUAUCGCUCAACGAUUUGACCUCGACGAAGCAAUAACGAUGCCGGAAAAUCCCAAAACCAGGCUAGAAGAAGUCGCCGGUAUGGUUUGCGAUAUGCCGGAGGUUGAUCAAGCCCCCGGUAGCUGUUCAGUUUGUAUGGAAAGUUUCGGAAAAUCCGAGGAAAUUGCGAGACGAGUUUCGUGCGGUCAUGUUUAUCACCAUAACUGUAUUACCAAUUGGCUUUUGAAUGGAAACGGCGAUUCUUGCCCUCUUUGCCGCCGUGAAAUUUCGGGCCGGUCGAUGAUAUGA
Messenger RNA from Gossypium raimondii (Peruvian cotton), 420 nucleotides. Its product is annotated as E3 ubiquitin-protein ligase RZF1-like. Lineage: Eukaryota; Viridiplantae; Streptophyta; Magnoliopsida; Malvales; Malvaceae. The transcript has a single exon. The record is from RefSeq and is a predicted model, not a curated record. Gene Ontology annotation, molecular function: ubiquitin protein ligase activity. The coding region runs from base 1 to 420 and encodes 139 amino acids. Gene Ontology annotation, biological process: ubiquitin-dependent protein catabolic process.